This is a messenger RNA of Schistocerca serialis cubense, 3914 nucleotides long. RefSeq names its product protein goliath (gene gol). The transcript has 11 exons. The record is from RefSeq and is a predicted model, not a curated record. NCBI's taxonomy places the organism in Eukaryota, Metazoa, Arthropoda, Insecta, Orthoptera, Acrididae. The coding region runs from base 776 to 2488 and encodes 570 amino acids.
CGCGGCAGCGAACAGUCGUCGCGCUGUGCUCAGCUGCGAGAUCGGUGGCUCGGUGUGGUGUCUUCUGCCCAUCUCCGAGAGCUCCGAAGCCGUACCCCGGCGCGCUGCACUCGCGGGUCUUCCUCCCCCCAGGCCGACGCGAGACAGCCGGCAGCCUGACGCAGUGCGGCUUACGCGCAUCGCCGUCGCUAUAUAUACGGACGCCGGGCGUCGCGACGCGCCCGCCACGGCCAGACGAGACUGCUCUCUUUGCACUCCCCGCACCGCCAACGCACUCGAUUUCCUCCGCACAUCCGUUUCUGUACCGGUCCGGAAGGAGAAUACAGUAGACAACGGAUAUAUCGGCCGGUAGACCUUACACAGAGGUGACGGCGUCUGUCUGUUUGUGAGUGCAAUCAUCAUCUUAGAACCCGUCCAACUUCGCACCACGUUGAUCACUGUUGUCGAGCAUCAUUUGUACCGAACCGAAGAUCAGAUCCUGUUCAACUGCAGUGGGUCCUAUAGUUUCUACUCCUACCGUCCACUUCCGACUGGCUUUCGUUGUUUGGCAGUGGUUGUGCCCGUAUACACUCAUUUGAAAUCUCCACCAGUGACUGUGAAACAACAAAAGAAUAACAACCAAAUCCACAUUAGUGAAUCAAAAUUUCGUGAAGUCCAGACAUAGAGAAGGUGUCAUCCCGUUGACAUUCGAAAGGGUGUGAGGAGCAAGCAGUGGGCUCGGGAAGACAAGACCAGGAGAACCACCGGCGGCGCAGACUGCGUCCGCCUCCGAUGCAUGCCUGGUGAUCGCGAGCGCCGCUGGGGCCGCGGUCUGUGCGCCAUGUGGGCGUGCGCGCUGCUGCUGCCUCUCGUGGUGCGCGCCGCGUUGGCGCGCGCCUCCGCUUCCACGCCGCCUCCUCCGCCCCCGCCGCCACCGCCUCCUGUCACGGCGGGGAUCGAGCCCUCGGUGGUCGAGUGGCCGCCGCCGUCGGGCGCCGCCUCCGGCCUGGGCCCGCGACAGCACGCCCACCCCACCGACUACAGCGGGGGCGGCGGCAGCGGCGGCGCCGUGAGCUGCGGGGGCGUGCCCGCCGUCCUCAACGUGUCAGCGCAGGGCCGCGGCGCGGUGCUGGACGCGCGCUACGUGUCGGGCGCGGGCGGCUCGGUGUCGGGGCGGCUGGUGCCGGUGCCGCAGCCGUGCUCGCUGCAGCCGUCGCAGGCGCACGCGCAGCCCUGGGUGGCCGUGGCGCCGCUCACCUCCGGGGACUGCGCCCUCGCCGACAAGGUGCGCGCAGCCGCCAGGGCGGGCGCCGCCGCGCUCCUCAUGUUCGGCGACGCCAGCGACGAGCGGCGGGCCGCCGACGAGGCCGCGCGCGACGCGCGACUCAUGCACGGCAACACGAGCGCCGUGGUGGCGGGCCGGUCUGCGGGCGAGGAGAUCGUGCGCCUGGCGCGCAACUACUCUGCCGUCUUCCUCUCCAUGGCGCCCGCCGCGCCAUGCACGCGCACCUACGGCGCCGCCGUCAACAGCGAGGACGCGUCGGGCGGCGGCGGAACGGGAAGCCUGUUCCUCGUAAACUCCAGGUUCACCAUUUGCAACACGGAGCUGCCGGCUUACAAGUGUGUCCACCUGACAUCGGUGCUGUUCGUGUCCAUCUCAUUUGUGGUACUGAUGAUCAUCUCACUGGCAUGGCUGGUCUUCUACUACGUGCAGCGUUUCCGUUAUAUCCAUGCCAAGGACCGUCUCUCGAGGCGGCUCUGCAGUGCAGCAAAGAAGGCAUUGUCUAAGAUACCAACAAAGAACAUCAAAUCAGAAGACAAGGAAAUCCAAGGGGACGGUGAAUGCUGUGCUGUGUGCAUUGAACCAUACAAGAUCUCAGAUGUUCUGAGAAUCUUGCCAUGCAGGCACGAGUUUCAUAAGUCAUGCAUCGAUCCCUGGCUGCUGGAGCACCGCACGUGUCCCAUGUGCAAGAUGGAUAUUCUGAAGCACUACGGCUUUGUGUUUACAGGAAGCCAAGAGAGCAUACUGCACAUGGAAAUUGAGGAAGUGGUGGGUCUCGGAGCAUCAAGUGGUCAUGACAAUGACAUUGAGAGCCUCAACGGUUCACCACAGCUGAGACCAGCAAAUCGCACUAUGUCAGCCCCACCUUCACCAAACCUGGGCAGCCACAGCAGUGGGGCAUCAUCACCAACUGAACUCAGCCCUGCUCUGAGUGUGGGGCCUCGGUUUGCUUCUUCCAGCCGUGGAAGUGGUGUGCCUGUUCGUGCCUCACGCCCAGUUGGGGGAGCAGUGCCAAGAGACCAGGUGUGCAGCAACUGCGGAUCUGGCCUGGCAAAGCCACUCGCUACUGACUGUGGUACCAAUACAAGUGUGACAUCUGUCAACAUAGACUCCUGUAUUAUGAAUGUGUGCGACACUCCUGAGACUGAUGAUGUGGAUGGUACUCAGCUGGAUAACACAUUGGACAGCAGGACAAGCCCACACCACUCCAGUGCCACACACAAGUGAAGACAACCAGCAACUGUGAAGAACUGACUAUUUAGCACAUUGCUGACUCCUUUCAACCUUUACCCAGUAUUUAUUUUUUGUGAAAUGAAAGACUACUUACUUUAAUCUAAGUUCAAUGAACUUGUUAGGCACCUAUAAAGAAUUUGCGUAUUUUCAAAUACUCAUUGUAUAAAGAAACACACACUGUAAAUUUAUGACUCAAAACUUAAUCGAGUAAGUGAUGGGUCUGUGUUACAGUUUCAUGAUUUUCUCAUGAGAAUAAACUCAAUAAACUGUGAGAAUAUUUAAACUAAUGAAUAUUGUUGAAAUCCAGAUGCCAUAAAAGAAGACACAUGAGUGUUUCUUCACAUAUUCAUAAUCUACUUGUUAUAGUUUCUGUGUUAGAAUGCCAAUAAAAAAAGUCUCAUGAAUAUUUCUCAUAUUGUUGUGUCAUGCAUGUAUGGCAAUAUCAGUCACUAGUUUGUGUUUUGAGCAUCUUUUUUUAGUCUUUUAUGACAGCCAUCUUUAAUUUAUUACUGUGAGCCUUUGUUGUGUUUUUAUUUUUAUUAACACAGACAGUUUAGCACAUCUUUUAGAGUUGCUGAACACCGUGUAUUAUUUCUCACAGUCAUCACCGGUAAUGUAGGAAACAAAGUGUGUAAGAAGGUGUUCUUAGAUUUAUGGCUGCAUACUUUCACUUAAUAUGUGUGAUAAUUUAGAAAGCAAUUUGCUUUCAGUAUUCACAAAACAGUAAACAGUUGUUAGUUUCUGAAAUCUGAUAUACACACUGCAAGAUGACAUGACAAGAACUGGAGAAUAUUUCACUGUGUUAACAUGUGAAAACUUCAGUUGCAACAGCUUGUACGUUAAUAUAAUAAAUGUCGUGGAUUUUUUAAACAAAACUAAUAAAUGUGGUUGCAAUGAGUUAUUUUUUUCUGUCCCUGUGAAAAUGUUUGGGAUAUCAAAUUACAGUCACUGAAAUAAGAAAUAUGUAAAUUAUUUUUACAGCAUGAAAAAAUUUUACAAUACAGUAACGAAAAUCACCCACAGCACGUUUAUGAAAACAAUAUAUCUUACAUGUCCUAGCUUGGGAUGUGCUGACCUCACAGUCACUGUAGCUGUGAUCUACAGAGGUGAAUACUCUCACCAUAUACCCUGCUGUUCCUCAUAUAUGUACUUACCUUGACAGUGAACUUUUUUUGUUAUUCGCAAAUAUGUUAAUGUAAGAUAACCUUAGGAUAAUAAUUGUAUAUAUGUUUUAGUUGAGUGCAGCAGAUUUCAUUAUUUAAACAAAUGGAUCUCACUUGUUUGUACUUAGUCUGAAUGUACUAGAAGAUGUGUCCUUUUUUAAAACCCUUACAAAAUAGUAAAACUGACAUUUUUAUCCAUACUGUACCUUUCACAUCCCAUGAAAAAUGUAAAAAUAAAUAUUAUGCAUUCCAGCAGA